GCAAAAUAAUAUAUCCAUCGGCGCAGCAGCCGCGAACAACACAUGAUACCGUGGAUGGCAACUCCUGCGUUCGUGAAACUCGAUUUAAUUUAUAAAAAACGUCGCAAUAAUAAUAAUAUAAAAGAUAUGUAAAUAAUUUUUCGAUAAUUAAAAACGAGAGUUUAUUGUGAGAAGACGUGAGUGAGUUUAAACUGGUGGGUUUGAGUUUCAGGAUUAUUCGGAGUUGAAUAUUUCUGGGAGUAUAACUGGUGGGCUGGUAUAAAGUGUUGUAGGCAGCUUAGUCGAGCAAUGGCCGACGCACGGCUGGGUGAGGACGAGUUGGAGCCGGAGUCGGCGGUUGAUGCUCUUGAUCUGGCGAGUGACGUCGUAUUGUUUCAAAGUGGAGAAUUUUCACGUCGUGUUCACCGGGACUGGUUACGUUCGCGCGAUCCCCAGUCAAUAAUAACAGACAAUGACCCUGCGAGCAUCGCUAUUGCCGUCAAUACGGAUCUCAAUUUGAGAAUCGGUACCCACAAGUCACAUUGCUCGUGGACAUGGCACUUUGAAAUACGAACGAUGGGACGUUCUCUGAAAAAUUUAUCCCUAUCACUGGAUGCCCACCGUGACAACUUUAGCAUUAAAACCGUGCAGCGCGAUGGUGUCAAUGUUGGUUACUGUGAUGGUGGCCAAGAGUGGUACGAUCCGGUAGCAAGAGACUCACGUCGGGACCCAAUAAGUGAACCCGUAAUAUCAUACCGCGUGACAAUUGUCUUCGAGGCGGGUGAACACGGUACUUAUCGUCAGAACAUAUUGUUUGGAUUCGAGGGCUACCCCGUGGUGAGACGAAAAAUAUGCGCCGACUUUGUCCCUCUUAAUGACCUGUCGCGUCUCAAUGAGGCGACCCGUUACUUUUUGAACCAAACUGCACAUGUAUGGUCGCUGAAAAAUAACACCGGUGAUUUUCACCCCUUCGACUCGCCAUUCGUAACGGGAAAAGAUGCCUGGGAGAAAAAUUUGGCUAAAGCGUAUCCGUAUCCUGGGGAAAUGUUUAUGCUGUCACACGCGACGUUGACUGAAGAUUGCUUGACGCGUAAAAAUUACCGCGGUAGGAUGCACGAGCUUAUUUCCGUGGAGGAGUUGGCCAGGCAUGAACAAGUCGCCAGGUACAAUUCUAUUGUUUCGUUCCAUCUUACCUCUUGUUAUGUUUUGUCUUCGCACACUGACGGUUCUACUACUGCCAAGUAUGCGCCACUUGGAGAACUAUUUGCUCAGCUGUCACUAGGUCGUGGAAUAUCAGAAGAUAUGAAAAGCGGACGAUUAUUAUUGAGAGGGUGCAACAAUAUCCUGAUAAAAAUGUACAAUCCAGACGAUAAUCCCGAAUUAUCGACUGAAAUAUUCGAAGCCCAUGUGGAGGACAAGUGCAACUACAUGAUAUAUGCCCGAUUAUCAAAACAUUGCGUGGAACGAUUGAAUCUCAAGCCCGACACCCACGUCAAGAUGCACGUCCAGUUCGUCCUGAGCCGCAUGCCAUUUUGUGAGUGGCAUCGAGCGGUCGACUGUCUACCCGACGAAAGACUGGUUUUUCCGGACCCGAACUUCCAGCUGACGAUGCGACUGCCCCCGAUUCCUGAAUCCAACGAGGACUGGUACGAUCUGCUGGACAACCGGCUCAAUGACCGGCAACGCGAGGCCCUCACUCUGAUGAUCGCCCCCAAUCACAUCUAUCUGCCCCCGAUACUUUUGCUGGGGCCAUACGGAACCGGAAAGACCUUCACUAUCGCCCAGGCGCUGCUGAUAAUUCUGCACCAGAACCCGCUGAACAAAGUCCUGCUCUGCACACAAAGUAACAGCGCCGCGGAUCUCUAUGUUAAAGAGUUUUUCGAUAAAUGGUACAUAACAACGGAAAAAGAGAGACUAAAACCUAUGAGGAUUUACUACAAGAGACGUUUGAGAAAUACGGUCCACGCGACGGUGAGAAAGUACUGUCUGACAGACCCGAACGGAUACUUCUGCGACCCGACGAAGAAGGACAUCGAGAACUGCGGGCUGAUCGUGACGACUCUCGCAACAUCUAGCUGCCUUAUAGCGCUUGAUUAUGAGCCGACGCAUAUUGUUAUCGAUGAGGCCGCUCAAGCACUAGAGUGCGAGGCGAUAACGCCGCUGGCGCUGGUUGGAACAAGAACGCGUUUGAUAUUGUCCGGAGAUCAAAUGCAACUGGCACCCGAGGUCUACAGCGAUUUAUCAAAGGAACGGGGCCUGGGUAUGAGUUUGCUCGAAAGACUUCACAAUCUAUAUCCGCCCGGGCAUCCUUGCCGGAUCAACCUCUGUCAGAAUUACCGUUCACAUGCAGCAAUUGUACAAUUAACUUCGAACUUGUUCUACGGAAAUGAAAUUGAGUCUAGUGGACCGUUGCUACCUGAAGCGCCCAAUUUCAAACCGCUAAUUUUUUACGCCGUCGCGGGAACUGAAUUUCAGGGAGAAUUUUCGACGGGUUUCUACAAUGAUGAAGAGGCAGUGGAACUGGCUAAGCAGAUAGCAUUUUUAAAAUCACGGUGGCCUGUCGACGAGUGGGGACCCUUCUCCGAAGACUCAAUAGGGGUGUUGGCCCACUACGCCGAGCAAGUCGCGAGAAUACGUAACGAGUUACGUAAGCGUAAAUUAUUUUCGGUGUCCGUUGAACGAGUGUUGAAUGUCCAGGGUAAACAGUUUACUGCUGUGUUUAUAAGCACAGUGAGAACGCGCAAUUGCUGUCGGUAUUCCGCGGAAAAUAGUGUGAGUGAUUACGGAUUUUUGACCAAUCCACGAUUACUCAAUACGGCGAUAACGCGCGCGAAAGCUUUGGUAGCUGUCGUCGGCGACCCGGUCGCGCUGCUGACCACCGGACCCUGUCGCUCUCUCUGGGGAAAAUAUUUUCAGAAGGCUAAAGUCUGGGGAAUUCCCUAUAUACAACUUAGAGAACACAUGAUGCAUAGUCUAGCACCGCCUGUACCCCUUGGGAUGCCGCUUAAUCCACUUGCCCGCGAAUUUGUACCGCGAAAAGCGUAAGCCGAUUAAAAUUUAUUAUCAACAUGUAUUUCAUCAGUUUAUUUUGAGAUUUUUUUUUCUCUAGAUUUUAAUUAUUAUCAAGUUAAUUAUAAUUAUAUAUUACCAAAAUAUAUAUUAUAUAUGUAUUAUUAUUGUACAAUGUAAGAUUUAAUAAGAUAUAUUGAAUAUGGCGAUUAUAAUUAAUAAAUAAUAAUAAUAAUGACGAUCAAGUUGGCCAAUAGAUUUAUGAAGCAUGUUUAAUACUGUGACAAUGCAUCUGUAUAAUUUUUAUAAGUGAAUAAAUAUAGAA
Microplitis demolitor is the source of this 3313-nucleotide messenger RNA. It is a transcript of the gene Helz, whose product is annotated as probable helicase with zinc finger domain. Gene Ontology annotation, molecular function: helicase activity. Gene Ontology annotation, cellular component: P granule; cytosol. Bases 289 to 3024 code for a protein of 911 amino acids. The record is from RefSeq and is a predicted model, not a curated record. Gene Ontology annotation, biological process: regulatory ncRNA-mediated post-transcriptional gene silencing. Lineage: Eukaryota; Metazoa; Arthropoda; Insecta; Hymenoptera; Braconidae. The transcript has 4 exons.